UUUACAAGAAGGCCAAAAGAGAUAGGUGGGGAAAGAAGGAAAUUGUGCCCCUCCCCCCCAGCCAAGCUCCAUCAUUCCGAUCUUCAGGCCGCUACUAACGAGUGCUUGACACCCUAAAUAGUCGCCUCGUUAAUUGCCCGUUUAAAUCAUUAAAGAGCACGCCGAGCCAUAUCUAUCAUGGCCAGGAUGGACUGUCAACCUUCUGGCUGCGAACGAGCUACGAGCUGCCAGAAGCGGACGCCUUCUCUCUCUAUCUCCUUCCCCAGAAGACGAAUCCGACUUGUUGCGGAGGAACCGCGGGAUAAAAAAGCUCGAAAAAUAACUUUGUUGCUUUUUGAAUGGAUAAGAUAAAAGUGCUGAUAUAGAGUACGAAUUAACAGCCGUUUCGAUAGAUACCUGCAUAAUAUUUCGAUGAAACUUCGCAGUACUGUUGAGCUUGGUGCCUUUCUAACACCUAUGGGUAAAAAUCUGUUUGGAACUGCAGGAACCAUGGAAUACUAGGCAAGAAAGUUUGGAGAAUAUUUUCGUUGGUUGUGAAUUCAGAUAAAGCUGCUCACAAAUGACUGAAUUUGACAGCCGAUGUUCUUGAUACUGACGAACGUCGGGGAAAUUUUGGUUUGGUGUUGGUCAAAAAACUUCUACCAACUCUGGGAAAGUAUUUAGAUUUGGAGAUUAGCUAGUGCUUCAAUAACAAAUAUUAACAGUAGUCAUAAAAUAUUCUUUCCCAAGAUGUAAUUAUAAAUAAUUUUGGAUUAGGCAUUUAGUCUGGAGCAAAUGUUACGAAUUAGACACUCAAACCAUAUAAGAUUAUAGUGGAUUAGACAUUUCUGCGGAGAAGCCAUAUUCGCUUCAGUGAUGAAAUACUGAAAUUCUGAAUUAUUUUCGAACGGUUAACUUCAGCAUCAUUUAUUAAAUGCUGAUAAUUCUUUAAUAAUUUUUUCAUAACACUAACUUUUGGAUGACGAUAAAAAAAAGUUCCUUUAUGGGUAAAUGAGUGGCUUAAGUGAUUUUUUAAUUGGCGUUAAUUUAAACAUGGAAAGCAAAAUGAACGAUUUGCCGAGUGAUAAAGAACAAAAGAACUGGAAUACAAACUUCUGCAUCGAUAACCUUCUUGGCAAAAACAAGGCAGCUUGUUCUGUACCAGACAGAACUUCCAGAGAUUCCGACAAUGCGACGAGCUCCCAAGAAGAAUCAGAAAAUGGUUUGGAAGGUGAAAACACAUCCGAAGAUCGGCGGAAACGGCCGAGAACAGCUUUUACGUCUGGCCAAAUAAAGGCCUUAGAAGCUGAGUUCGAAAAAAACAAGUACUUAUCUGUCUCCAAAAGGUUACAGUUAGCCAAAGCACUGAAGCUCUCAGAGACUCAGAUCAAGAUAUGGUUCCAGAAUCGAAGGACGAAAUGGAAGCGCAAAUACAGCACUGACCUGGAGGUGCUCGCCCAGCACUAUUACCAAUCCAUGGGGCUCUAUGCCGCAAGACCCAUGGUAAUCGGAGACAGACUAUGGCUCUUCAACUACCCACCAGAAGCUGCGGCCUUGGCACCGUCUGUUAUCGGACAGAACCUUCGACCGGUCCUCGAAUCUCCGAUCGGGGACGUGCCUCCUCAACUCCUGCCUCCUUUCGAAUGAUAUUUGAGAAACAUGCUCUGUUAUAUAUUUAUAAAAAUCUUUGGAAUUACCAA
Molecule: messenger RNA, 1679 nt
Organism: Stegodyphus dumicola
Lineage: Eukaryota; Metazoa; Arthropoda; Arachnida; Araneae; Eresidae
Product: homeobox protein MSX-2-like
Biological process (GO): regulation of DNA-templated transcription
Molecular function (GO): DNA-binding transcription factor activity, RNA polymerase II-specific; DNA binding
Source: RefSeq, a predicted model, not a curated record